AGCGAAUUCCCGACUUACGCGGAUAAAGCAUAAUAACUGUUAGGAAAGUAAGCGCACUUGGCAAUUGCUUUCGUCGCAUAAUGCGUCUUGAUACAGGGCAGCGUGUCCAAUCGCAACGGUGCAAGGAGACCCGGCGAAGAUGCGUGCAAGCUGCGGUUGGACGCGCUGCUCGGCGUGUUUCGCCCUCCACAAUGGGUGGUUGCAACCGGCUUGGCCGCGCGGCUAGAACUCCUUUCCGUCCAGUCGCAGUAUUUCCAUUCUUUAAAAGUGCGGUCUCAAAACCACCAAGCGCCGAGGAGCCCGUGUCUCAGCAGAAGCAGCAACAACAACACCCUCACCAUCAUGGCCAUCAACACCAUCAUCACCACCACAAGUUUGACCUGCCGCUUGCGGUCGUGCUGGCCGGCGCUGCCUUCGAGUCCUACCUGCAGCCCCAGGGCGGACAGGGCUUCCAGCAGCGCACCGUGGGCGGCCCUACCGUCACCUACACCGACAAGUCCUUCCUCACGCAAACCCACUACGGCGUGCUGCACGUGCAGCUGCUGUCCGCUUCCAACCUGCGCCCCGCCGACCCGGGCGGCGCCUCCGACCCCUACGCGCUGCUGCAGCUGGGCGCAUGCAGCGUGCGGUCGGCGACGGUGUGGGGCAGCCUGGAGCCGAGAUGGGGGGAGGGGGAGGCGCACUGCCUGUAUGUGAGGGACCCCCGUACAGAGGUGUUGCGGGUGCGGCUGUACGACGAGGACCCCGGGCCCAAGAGCGACGACGAGCUGGGGAUAGCCAUGAUGGGGCUGGGGGUGCUGCUGGAGGGGCAGGGGGAGGAGCAGGAGGCUGGAGGGGAGGGGGCUGGGGGGAAGGCGCGGACUGUGACGCUGCCGCUUAGAGGUUCCGGAGCGGGUUCAGGCGCGAGCGUUACGUUGCGAGUGCGACUGCUCGCCUUCUCCGACGCCGACCCGGCUGACGUGGCGGCCCUGACGAGUCGUACCACCACCGCCCCCUCGCCCUCCGCACUGGCGGGGCUGCAGGCUGCCGCAGCUGCGGUCUCCGCGCUUCCCCAGCAGCUGGAGGCGGUGAUGGGGGCAGCACGGGGGCAGCAGGGGCAGAAGGAGCGGGGGGAAGAAGGGCAGGAGAACGAGGAGAGGGAGAAGGAGGAGAGGGAGCAGCAGCAGCAGCUGGCACAGGAGCAGCCGCAAGUCCAGCUCCCCGGCGGCGAGCAGGUGCCCAACCCCUGGCGGGUGCUGGCGGCCAUGGCGGGCAGGGCGGCGGGCGGGGAGGGGGCGGCGCUCACACCCGUGGCAUUCGUGGAGAACGAGGAAACCGACACGCAGGUGUGGUUGUAUCGCAAUCUGGAGCUGCGGGAGGCGGUGAUCGCCUUCCGGGGCACCGAGCAGGUGAAGUGGAAGGACCUGGCCACCGACCUGAACCUCACCCCCUGCUCCCUCAACCCGGAGCGGCUGGACGACAACGCGGGGCUGCCCUUCACGGCGCGCAUCAUCCGGGCGGUGACGGGGGUGCAGCAGCAGCAGAUGAUGGUCCACAAGGGCUUCCUGGACGCCUACGACAGCGUGCGGGCCACCGUGUUCGCCCUGCUGGAUGCAGCAACCGCCACCACUGGCAGCAGCAGUGCCAGCAGUGCCGGCAGCAGCAGUGCCAGCAGUGCCGCCGCCCACCCGGAUGGCGGGGCCCCCGUGUGGCGGGUGCUGGUGACUGGGCACUCGCUGGGCGGUGCGCUGGCAACACUGGCGGCGUAUGAGCUGGCGGAGAGGAGGACCCCCGCCCGCUCCCGCCAGUCUAUCAGCCUCUACACCUUCGGCGCCCCCCGAGUGGGCAACCGGGCCUUCGCCGCGGAGUUCGACGGGCUGGUUCCUGACGCGUGGCGGGUGACCAACAGCAAUGACAUCAUACCCAGUGUGCCCCGCCUGAUGGGCUACUGUCAUGUGGGUCGGGCGGUGCGGCUGGGGGCGGAUGGGCGGCUGAGGGUGGGCCGACGAAACAGCAGUGGUAGCAGCAGCGGCAGCAACAACGGG
Molecule: messenger RNA, 2024 nt
Organism: Astrephomene gubernaculifera
Lineage: Eukaryota; Viridiplantae; Chlorophyta; Chlorophyceae; Chlamydomonadales; Astrephomenaceae
Source: the annotation of a GenBank genome assembly